Ostrinia nubilalis (European corn borer) is the source of this 5710-nucleotide messenger RNA. It is a transcript of the gene tim, whose product is annotated as protein timeless. Gene Ontology annotation, molecular function: DNA binding. NCBI's taxonomy places the organism in Eukaryota, Metazoa, Arthropoda, Insecta, Lepidoptera, Crambidae. The record is from RefSeq and is a predicted model, not a curated record. Gene Ontology annotation, cellular component: replication fork protection complex. Bases 295 to 4059 code for a protein of 1254 amino acids. Gene Ontology annotation, biological process: replication fork arrest; entrainment of circadian clock; DNA replication checkpoint signaling. The transcript has 17 exons.
UGUUGUCAUGUCACACAGUGUCAAUCGGUUUAUUUGCUGCCAGUUGCUGCUGAUAAUGUCAUUUUUGUCAUCACGAAUAACAAGAACAAUCAUCUUAUUUUUAUAAUUUUUAGUACAUGUGAACUUGUGUGUGUAGUUAAAAACAGUAAAUUUACGAAUGGAACCAAAUUGGUGAUAAAUGAGUGCUUGCGCUAAACGUACCGUGUUUGUUGGAUUUAAUAUUUUAUGUGGAUUCUAGUGCAUUUGCGCACAUAUGACAUACUGUUUAAUACGGAUUAAUAUUUCAGAUAGAAGAUGGAGUGGGUUCUACGAAGUCCGCAGAUACACAGUACAUUUGGCAGUCUUGGAUAUGCACAAGCCGAUGGAUAUCACGUGAACGAGAAUUGCAAUGCUGCAUUGGAAACUAUUCUGCACAAUAUAUUAACCGAAGACAAAUAUUUACGUACAUAUCGCCGAAGUAUUAGUUUUGGACAAAACAUUAAAAAAGAUCUUAUACCUCUUCUAAUUUACGCUAAAGAAGACAAAACAAUUGAAUUACUAACUCAAGUAUUAGUAAAUUUAACAAUACCAAUAGAAUGUUUACUUUCCGUGGAUAUGAUAUCGAGAACAGAUUUUGGGAGACUCACGGUAUUUGAAAUAAAUAAUUUACUAGUUACAACUAAAGUUGCUUUCACUGAUCACCGGGCAACUAAAGUAAUAAUAGAUUUUUUAAAGAAAAACAUGGAUGUUGACCAAAAAGCAAGAUUGACACCUGAACAGUGUACGAACAUAAGUAAUUCUUUGUUAUUACUGAGAAAUAUUUUGCACAUACCGGAGGAAAACAGUGGUCAGAGUCCAAAUUAUAAUGGUCCAAGCCGCACAAUCCAGAACCAAAUUAUUUGGAAUAUAUUUAGUCAAGGCAUUGACAAGAUUUUGAUCAAGUUGAUGAUAAUUCCGGAUGCGACUAAUUGGGGUGUAACUAUGGUUCAAUUGAUCGCAUUGCUAUAUAAAGAUCAACAUGUGGUUACGUUACAUAAACUUCUUAAUAUGUGGCUCGAGGCGUCUCUAUCCGAAAGUUCAGAGGAUAAUGAGAGUAACACUUCUCCUCCAGAUAGAGGCAGUGAAGAUUCAUCACCGAUGUUGACGUCAGAUCCUACAUCCGACUCUUCCGAUACCGGCGGAAGUGGAAAAAGCAAUGAUGAGCCAAAUGGAAAUUCUGGUAGCGAUGAUUGGAAUGGCUCUUCAGUGACGAACAACAACAACAAUGAAAACGCAAACGAGCCAUUUAAACCACCUAACUCUAAACAGCACAAUGCAAACUCUUUUAAAAAAAAUAACCGUGAAAAAUCUGUUAAUAAUAACCCUGAGAAUGAAGCCAUGAAUUGUGAUUCCGGUAAUCAAUCUGAACAGAACAAAAGCAGUGAUCAAGGGUCUUCUUGUAACAAAGAAAAGAAAACCAUUAUAUCUGAAAAUUCUGAUUGUGGAUAUGGAACACAGAUAGAGAACCAAGAGUCUAUUUCAACAUCCAGUAAUGAAGACGAGUUGCCAACCAAGAAACCCGUUCAUCAGAAGCCCCAUAACUCAAAGCAAAGAAUAAACAAUAAGGGGCGAACUGGAAUAACGUUACAAGAACGAAAGAGAAAGAAAAUAGUAAAAAGAGGAAAGGCAAACGUUAUGAAUGUGCAAGGCCUGUUGCAUAAGACUCCAACUGAUGACGAUAUAUCUAACAUAUUGAAAGAAUUUACUGUAGAUUUCCUUUUGAAGGGAUAUAAUUCCUUGGUUCAGACUCUCCACACUCAAAUUCUUACAAACUUGCAGUUGGAAAUCGAUACUUCGCAUUUUUUCUGGCUUGUGACGUAUUUUCUUAAAUUUGCGACUCAAAUUGAGUUGGACUUGGAACACGUUUGCUCUGUGCUUUCGUUUGAUAUAGUGACGUAUUUGACUGCGGAAGGCGUUAAUCUGUGUGAGCAGUUUGAACUGGCUAUCAAAUUGGACGGGAAUGAUCUGAAGCCUAGCAUACGGAGAUUGCACUUGGUUGUAACUGCUAUCCGGGAGUUUGUACAAGCCAUUGAAGUAUACAAGAAGUUCACACACAUGUGUAAGGAUGAUCAAGAUGCUCUUAUUCAAUUGCAAAUUAAAAUGUGUGAAACUGAAGAGCUUCGUUCUUUAUUGGUUCUACUACUACGACAUUAUAAUCCCAAGUAUCAUACAAAACAAUACCUACAGGACAUCGUGGUAACAAAUCAUAUCUUAUUAACAUUUAUAGAUAAUGUUAUGAAGUUGCCAGAGUACAAUGGAUCCACUAACAUGCCCGAUCAUAUUAAACAAUUUGCCACCACAGAAGUAAUGCAUCAAUAUGGUUUGCUGCUAGAAGAUUACACAGCUAAUGGUGAAUUUGUGAAUGAUUGCAUUUUCACAAUAAUGCACCAUGUCGGCGGAGAACUAGAAAGUCUAAUUACUCUUUUUCAACCAAAGAUAUUAAAAACGUUUACCUCUAUCUGGAAAUCAGAAUUUGAAAUAUGUGAUGACUGGUCUGAUCUCAUAGAGUACAUUAUAAAUACGUUCUUGAAGAAACCUCAUACGUUACAAAGUGUUUCCAAUUUCCGCUUGGAUACGGAGAACUUUGACGAUGACAAAAUUUUUGUAAAGCCUCUGGCGCCUACAAACGCCAACAAAAAUGAAACCACCGAAGCUGAUGCUAAGAAGAAAACGAACGGUGGGAAUAAUGAUUCGUCGAAAGACAGAUGGACUGAUGAUGAGUUGUCAUCUUUGAAUUGGAAUUAUAUGCAAUGCAGUGCAUUCUCCGAUGCUAUCGGAGAGCUUGUCAAGAUGUUCAAAGAAGAUGGAGUAGUCAAGACGAGAGAAUCCAUUAUCAAAGAAUUGUUAAAGCAGAACUUGAUAGACAAAGAAGAAUUUGACAAACUUACUAAAGGAGAAAAUGAAAGAAGUGCUAAAACGUUACAAAUGAACAAAGAAUUAAGAGAAGAUGAAAUAACUAAACUUUGUGAACAGCUGACACAAGAAGGAAAUCUAAAAUUCCUAGAAUGGGUCCAGAAAGUCUUACUGGAGACUUGUUUCGCUAAGAUUUAUGUUGAGAAAAGGUCAAAGAUAUGCCGAAAAGAUAAUACUACGAAAAUGGAUUUCAUAUUGCAGACUAUUAAGAAAAAGUUUGACGAUUUGCCUGUUAUAUCUCCUGUUUCAUAUCAUUCAUUGUUGCUCAAUCAGUCUGUGCCACUAGUUCCGUGGAAUUGUGAGCAAGCAUCGAUUUCUAAAGAUCUGAAGUUUUUACAGUUGCUGCAUAAGCUUGGUUUUAACAUGCCCGUCGAUUCCGGGAAGGUUUUUAUUCGUAUACCUCAUUUCUGGUCUGCUGAUAUUCUGUAUGAGAUUGCGAGUAAAAUUUUGUAUGUCGACCAAAGUAAAUUAAAGUUUUCAAUCAAUGAUAUAGCAAAUAGCAGUGACGUGCAAAAGUUGCAGCCAAACAGUCAAAUGAUGAUGGCUAAAGAACUCACGAAAGAUGUCACCAUGAUUGUAACAAGCGAAAGCGUCUACCAGAUACACAAACAAAAACAAUUUGCUGCCAUGGUUAAUUUCACUCCAAUGCCCGGUUCGUCCUUCAACACGGAAGCAAACGAUAAUAUGAACAAAUCAAAUUGGUUUGAACUUGUACAAAAGUCACAAGAGUACAAAUUAAAUUUAAACCUUGACGAGAGCAUACUGAAGGACGCGGACGAAGGCGGCUCGGACGUGGUGAUGGCGGAGGCGGCGGCGCCGGCGCCCGCGCCCGCUCUGCUGGCGCCCGCGCUGCCGCUGCCGUCGCCCGCGCUGCCCGCCGCGCUGGCCGUCAAGCAGGACUUCGCCGCGAGCGUGGCAGACACCGAGUUCUAUAACAACAGCGUGUGUGAGACGGCUUCAGUGGCCUCUGACCUAACCAGAAUGUACGUGUCAGAUGAAGACGAAAAGCCAGAAGUGUUGAUACGCCCGAUCAUAAAUGUGAAGCCUAAACCUGCAGACGACUCCAGCGACACAGAAAUCAGGAGUCCCGGUAAACGGCCACGAAUUAAAUAUUCACCACCAUUAUAAAUGUGCGUGCCACUUUAGAAUAUACUAAAACAAUAUAAACAAUGGCUACGUAUUACGUAAUAUAUUUUAUAAUAAAAAUCGAUGUAAGUAUGUGUUUAAAGUAAGCAUUUUAUACCAACUCGUUUAGUUGAGAUCUUAUCGCUGAGGUCCUGUCACUUACACAAAUUAUACUAAGGCGCAAAAUUAGUAUGAUUUAUGUUGAAUCAAAAAAUAAAAUGUAAUGUAUAAAGUACUGGAUAACCUGAACCAGAGUUGAAUUUUGUAUUCAAAGUAUUUUCCAAGCAUAAAAAACUUUCAUAAUGAGGAUCUUAUUAUAAAGCAAGAAUAUAGCUUAGCCAGAAAAACUAAUAUCAUCAGACAAUAUUAAUACAGGGUACCCAGUGAUAGAUACAUUAAUUAAUUAUUAAAAUAUGGUCAAGAAUAAAUGAUAUUUUCUUAUACAGGCUGUAUGGCCAUCGCAAUUAUUAUGAUAGGAGGAGGACUAUUCAUGUUAAUAUAUUUUUGAUAAGACUCGAUAUUUUAUCGAUCGAAUUACCACGUCGCGUGACGGUUGAAAUAUGGUCAAUACAUAGAGCGUUAGGGAAAAUCGCCGACUUGAUCUCAUUUAUAUCCAUAGUUUCUGAGGUAAUAAUCUAAUAAUAACUAGAACAAGCCAUAAAACAAAUACAAUGAAUUAUAUUUAUAAAAGAAAGACGUCGCUCAAUAUUCUCUAUACAACGCACGUUUUUUAUUACCACAACUAUAAUUUUUAGUCUUUUAUAAACCCGUAGCGUGUAAAGUCUUCAUAAUUUAUGCUUCAUAUCAUCAGUAUUUUAAUCUAUUAUACUUAAAAAAUAUGAACUUACUAUUUUCUUGAUUAGAAAUCAAUUAUGGCCUAAUUAUGCCUUGGUUUCACAUUUUCAUAAAAUGACCUGCGAAUUAAUGUUCUUUUCCUUUAAAAUUUAUGUAACUUGAUAUUUUGUGAUAUCCAUAAGCAACGAAACGACGAGAGAUAAGCACUGUGAAGAGUGCUGCUGGCUUAAUAUUAUUAAUUGUAUUUUUUUCUGAUUAAUGCAAUAAAAUUCCAUUUUCAUAUUUGAUUUUAAGGUUAUUUAUAACUGGAUUGUUUCUUUAAACUUCUCACGAAGUACAUACCCACCGUCGUUAUAAUAUGUCUCGGCAAAGACCAUAAAAAAUUACCUAUCGCAGGCGAAAGGUAGAUAUAGUGAUUGCUUGAAUAGUUCCCAUAUUAUAUAAGUUAGGUUUAAUGCAUAAAAUUAAGUACCUAUAUAAGUCUUAAGUUUCAAAAUUAUACAAUUUAUUUUAAAUGUUACAUUUUUAUGUGUUUUUUUUAUAUUAUUCGUUUAUUGUACUGCUGUUAUUAAUUUUAUUCCAAUUUAAAUCAGCUCCAUACUCUGUAAUGAUAAAAACAACAAAAGUUCUGCAAAAAGCAAAAAAGGAAACCUAAAAGUAACCUAUGAAAGUAAUAGAUAAAAACUACAAAAUUUAUAGUGUGGAAGUGGUGCACUUCGUUUUUAAAUGUCUCUUGAGAAUAUCUUUUAUUAGUUGUAUUUGAAAUAAGUAAAUGUUUAUUUGGAGUAUCUAGUUAAGGUGUGAUAAUCAAAAAAAUAUAAUUAUGUGUAUGUUGGAAAUAAAUAGAUUUUAUAAACAA